This is a messenger RNA of Mangifera indica (mango), 1768 nucleotides long. RefSeq names its product dehydrodolichyl diphosphate synthase CPT3-like. The record is from RefSeq and is a predicted model, not a curated record. NCBI's taxonomy places the organism in Eukaryota, Viridiplantae, Streptophyta, Magnoliopsida, Sapindales, Anacardiaceae. Bases 228 to 1124 code for a protein of 298 amino acids. Gene Ontology annotation, biological process: polyprenol biosynthetic process. The transcript is spliced from 2 exons. Gene Ontology annotation, cellular component: endoplasmic reticulum.
GCGGGCGAGUACACCCUCUGAUGAAUAGCCACGUGUUAAAUGAGGGAAAUGAAGCGCUGCGUUUCAUAUCUUGAAAGUUUACCGAUGUGAGCUGGUAGGUAGUUGCAACACAGAUCCAUCCGCAACCGUCUUUCAGUUUCCCUCACUCCCUCUGACUCAGAAAACAGAGCAACGAAUCACAAAUCUUUAAUCGGUCCAACAUCUCCAGGUUUUCCUGUUCUUUUUAAAUGGAGAAAUCUAAUGGCAGUAGAGCAAGGCAUAUUAUUGACAGUUUGGUUAGCUUCUUGCGGAAAUUCAUUUUCCGUAUUCUUUCAGUUGGUCCCUUACCAAAUCACAUUGCUUUCAUAUUGGAUGGGAAUCGAAGAUAUGCUAAGAAGCUGAAUUUGAAAGAUGGGGCUGGCCAUAAGGUUGGGUUCUUGGCUGUCACGUCCAUGCUCAAGUUUUGCUAUGAGUUGGGUGUAAGAUAUGUAACAAUUUAUGCCUUCAGCAUUGAUAAUUUUAAACGGAGACCUGAAGAAGUUCAAUCCUUGAUGGAGCUAAUUCAGGAAAAGAUAGAAGGAUUGAUUAAGGAUGAGAGCAUUGCCAACUGUUACGGAGUAAGAGUUUGCUUUGUAGGGAAUCUAAAACUAUUGAGUGAACCUGUCAGGUUGGCAGCGGAGAGGGCUAUGCUGGCUACUGCACAAAAUUCCAAAGCUGUUCUGUCAGUCUGUAUUGCCUACACUUCAACCCAUGAAAUUGUCAAUUCUGUCAAGGAAUCAGUUGAAAAGAAAUGGAAUGAAGUUACUGUGCUGGAAGCUAGUGGAGCAGGUUAUGGUUUAAUUAAGCUUGGAGGGAUUGAUCAAGAUGAAAGUGAGCCCCUUAUAAAACUUUUAGAUAUAGAAAAGCAUAUGUAUAUGGCAGCUGCACCUGAUCCUGAUAUCAUUAUCCGUACUUCUGGUGAGGCCCGUUUGAGCAAUUUUCUUCUAUGGCAGAGUGCAUUCUGCUAUCUGUAUUCACCUUCUGUGCUCUGGCCAGAGAUUGGCUUGCGUCACUUUCUUUGGGCAGUUUUUAACUUUCAGCGACACCACUCAUAUUUGAACAAAAAACAGAAACAAUUUCAGCAUCUUUUGCAGGAUAGUUUCUGAGCUUAUGAACUUUUAUUUGGUAGUCUUGGUUUAUCACUCCUUGUUCUUGAAAUACUCUCAACAAUAAAGGAUUUCAACAUGGGCUGGAACUUGUUUUUGGUGUCCUGGCAUUUGGUAUAUAACUUAGAAAUUACCGGUACAAUAUAUUAUUGGUCACCAAAGAAGGAAAAUACUUUCUAGGUCUGCAGUGUUUCUGUUAACCAAGUUUGAGCAUGAUUUUAUGGUUUUAGUUGAUAUUUUCGGAGAAUUCAGGUGAUCUACUUUAUGUGUACUAUACUCAAGGUAUCAGUUAGAACUGCCUAUAAUAUUUUCUAAUGCCUUUGCUCUGAGAUUUGUUCAGAGUUGAAAAGAUUAGGGUGUUUCAUUUGAAAGACAAAAAUUGCAGCCAAACUAGUAGCCUCUUUUCAGGUUAGCCCUUUUUUCACUCGUGCUUGAAGUCAUUGAUGGUUGAUAUGUCAUACAUAUUUUAGGUUUAUAUGUAAUUUUAAGUACCUGUGAGUAUCUGUUGACUUCAAGAUGGCUUGCAUACUUGUGAUUUCUUUUGCUUUCAUCGAUCUCAUGUUAUGAAAAUACUUUUGAGAAUCUCUCAUUUGUUAUGUAGAUCAACACAUUUGUUGUAAUAUUGAGUUUUACUUCAUACUGCU